AGCCAGAGAGAGCUCAGUACGGCGCUCCUCGCGGUUCCGAGCGGACGCACUGUUGACGUGCUACGUCGUAGCACACCUUCCACCUUCUACGAAAGUUUGACAUCGCUCGUACUUUGUCGCUAACAAAAAAAUUUAUAAAUAGGACAUGUUAUCUAUAAGUUAAAUAGUUCGCGGUGACACUUUCCAAUUGUUCUCCAAUGGAAUAAUAUUGCGGGUGGAUACUUUUUAGAAGGAUUCUGUUAUCUGAGUUCGGUGCUAUUUCGGCUCGAUGUGCGUCCGGAGUGCGAGGAGGGAGCAUGCUCGUGCCCCUCUUAAUACUUAGCACCGCCCUCGCGGCAGCCAACAUCGGCAAACACGGGGGCAUCGAGGUGCCGGAGUUCGGAGAACCCAUCACAAACCUGACGGUGGCUAUAGGGCGUGACGCUACCUUCGAAUGCAUCGUGGUCAACCUCGGAAAUUUUCGAGUUGGCUGGGUGAAAGCAGACACAAAAGCAAUACAGGCAAUCCACGAACACGUAAUAACGCACAAUCCCCGAGUGUCGGUAUCUCACAGCGAUCACUCCACAUGGUACCUCCACAUCAAGAACGUGCAAGAAGAAGACAGAGGACAAUAUAUGUGUCAAAUCAAUACGGACCCUAUGAAGAGUCAGAUGGGCUCUUUAGAUGUGGUAAUUCCACCAGACUUUAUUACCGAGGAGACAUCAGGAGAUACUAUGGUACCAGAGGGCGGUACAGCGAGGGUGUCGUGUCGAGCGCGGGGUGUUCCACCACCAAGAGUUAUGUGGAAACGGGAAGACGGUCAGGAAAUUGUUGUUCGGGACCACACGGGGGCGAAAAGCAAAACACAUACGUACCAAGGUGAAGUGUUGAAACUGACGAAGAUAUCACGUUCAGAAAUGGGAACAUAUUUAUGUAUCGCCAGUAACGGGGUGCCGCCAACGGUCAGUAAGAGGAUUCAUAUUAGUGUACAUUUUCAUCCAGUGAUCCAAGUACCAAACCAGCUGGUGGGGGCACCGCUAGGUACUGACGUCACUCUCGAGUGCUACGUCGAGUCAUCGCCCAAAUCCAUCAACUACUGGGUCAAAGAUCCAGGUGAACUGAUAAUACCAUCGGAACACCAUGAGAUGACGGUAAGACAAAAAUCCAUGUUUGAAGCCGAAAUGACAAUGACGAUCAAGAAUAUUCGCAGAGAAGACUUAGGCAGUUAUAUUUGCGUAGCUAAGAAUUCUCUUGGAGAUGUUGAGAGCAAGAUAAGACUAUAUGAAAUCCCUGGCAACGACAGGCAUGUCGACCAAUAUCCAGACGAACGAAUAACUUCAGAUGAUGAUUACGGCACCGAGGCUUACGACGACGAGACAGAAAAUGAUAAUGUUAAAAGCAACAGAGUUCCAGAUCGUGCAAAUAAAUGGUACGCUAACGACGGCAAAACUGUGGUGGCGAAUUCCCAUGCCUCCAUAGCUAAACAUACUACAGCCCUCACAAUAACAAUUAUCUUCCUUCAUUUAUUUAAAACAAUCCUAUAAUUACUGUUUAGACAAUCCAAACAUGAAGAAGUUUAUGCUUUUAAUUUUUUAUCGCUCAACGAUUGUACACGGUUUAAAUUUUCUAUAGUUAAAAUAUAUUUCUGUAUAUUUCGUGAUUGUAGUUCGAAAAGGCUUUUUGAAUCAUUAACUACUUUAAUUCUUGUAUAUUGAUUCUGUAUUUGGUACGUGUAAGUUUAACUUCAUUUAUGAUUGACAUAAACUAUACUCCAUUAUCGUGUAACGUGAUAAUAACUAGUUUUAAAUAAAAUUGUACAUAAUUAUAUAAGUAAAUAUCAAUGAAUUAUAAUAUAAAUAUAACGACAUUUAACUUCGAAUACUUUAUAUUAAAUACGACUUUGGAAAUCAUAUAUAUAAAGGUCGUAUAUACCAAGAAGAGAAAAUGUUUAUAUUGUAUGUGCCAUGUAUAUUGCUAUUAUCUUAAUAGAGACAUUUUAUAUAGAGUUUUUAUUGAUUAUAAUAAUUUAAUUUAAAUGUAAAUAUAUUUUAAAGCCUAAUGUAAAAUGUUGAUAGAUAUUACAUAAGUAUUUACUAGCCGUUUGAAAUGUAUAAAUGAUGUAAAAGGCUUAACAACAUUUUAUGUCUUUCUACUUGUUUACAACGCUUAUCCUAUGAUUGCAACUUCAAUUGGUCCCUUCAACACAGCGAGGUUAUCCAACGAAAUAUAUGUUAACAGUAAAUUAUUAGUGCUCCUAAGGCUCCCUUUGCGGCCAUGUAAUUGAAAUAUAAACUCUGCAGUUGCAUUUCGUAACAUUUCUGUGUGUCUCUACUCGUAAAUAGUAUAGUUCAAAUAUAAACUUCUUCCGAACAAUGUGCGUUAUUAUCCUGGUCGUUACAAAAAAAAUAUAU
This is a messenger RNA of Galleria mellonella (greater wax moth), 2390 nucleotides long. Its product is annotated as lachesin-like. The transcript is spliced from 9 exons. The record is from RefSeq and is a predicted model, not a curated record. Bases 297 to 1523 code for a protein of 408 amino acids. Gene Ontology annotation, cellular component: neuron projection. Lineage: Eukaryota; Metazoa; Arthropoda; Insecta; Lepidoptera; Pyralidae.